This is a messenger RNA of Styela clava, 965 nucleotides long. The record is from RefSeq and is a predicted model, not a curated record. Lineage: Eukaryota; Metazoa; Chordata; Ascidiacea; Stolidobranchia; Styelidae.
GCGGUUUAAUUUUUAACAUAAAAUAUUCAAUGACCACAAUAAUGUUUUCAGAAAAAUGUGACGUCACAUACAAGAAAAAAUGCUUCCGAGCACGAUGCCGAACCAACUUGCGAAUCAAUGAACGGAAAACCCGCGAAUAUUUACGACCUCAGGCAUUACCAGCUGCUGCUCCCUUAUCUACGUUCACUGAUUCCUGGUGGUCAGACAUAUAUUGACAUCUGGACUGGGAUGGAAUAUAAGAACAAUCAGCUUUCACUGUCCGAUGGAAGACCAAUCACUAUAGCAACAGAAGUGUGGGCUCCCAAUUUUCCGAAAUUCGAUGCAUCUCGCACAAAUGUUGCUGUUCGUGUCGAAAAAGAUCCUGGGAAUGCAGAUACAUAUCAGGGAAUGUUCAAUUAUCCACCAUUCUACUCAUACAACGGUGUCAUCUGUGAAAUAUAAAACCAUAUCAAAACCCGACAGAACUUCGUUGACGGAUUAAAUGAAGUAAAAGACAAAAACAGUUAAAUGACUUGUUGUUAUCUAUAUAGAUUUUACUAAAGUUUUUGUUCGCUUUUCUAUGGCGUUGAUUAUAUAAACUACCAAUGUUCUGGUUAUCUUAGGCCCAUGCCUGAUUGAUGCAUAACUUAUAAGACGCCCACAAAUGAUCCUAUUUUAAAAUAAUUUUAAAUUUUACUAAAUCGCAUACUUUUACAAAGUCUGUUUUUCAAGCUUUAAAACCUUUAAAACCUGAUUUUAUUUAUGAAAUAAGACUAAAUUACGUGUUUAUUAAAGUUAUAUUACUGAUAUUUUUAUUUGUGCAUUUUUCAUUCCACACUGAAGUCGCCUGUGAUUAUGAUUAGACAAAGGCCACACAAGUAUGCUCGUCUUAAUAAAUAAAACUUGCUUUUUUCAUUAUUAGUUAGUUUCAGUGGCUGAAUUAGAAAAUCUAAGAACGGAUUCUCUUUUGCAUCGAACUCGCUAAC